AGCCGGGAAGAAAAAUCGGAUGUCCGAGAAGGCAAUGACGACACAAUGGCACGGAGGCCGCAAACCCCAGAGUAAACAUAAAGAAGCUCUUGCGGGGCCUCAAAAGAAGAGGGUCCCUAUCCUCAGUGUAAUCAAACAUUGUUGGACGAAGAGCGGUGUUGAGUCGCCAGCCAAUCUACCACUCCCCCUUGCUGAAAUCGAAACAAAGUAUAACGCAAAUGUUGAAAAGAAGCGGGCGGAACUUGGCUUGACUCAAGAAGAUGACAUCGAUUCUGAUGUGGAAGAUGAUGUCAUCCUUGAGGCAACAGGGGUGUACAAGGGUCGGCUUUCAUGCCUCGGGGCUGAGGGGCAACGUAUUUUGUACGAUCGCAGCGGCAGCGGAGCUUCAUCAUCUUCUCAAUCUAGACGAGGAGAGGAUCCACGCAUUGC
Messenger RNA from Cuscuta europaea, 429 nucleotides. The record is from the annotation of a GenBank genome assembly. NCBI's taxonomy places the organism in Eukaryota, Viridiplantae, Streptophyta, Magnoliopsida, Solanales, Convolvulaceae.